CAGCCUCCAAAGGAAUUCAAAGUCUGGAAGUCCAACUAUGUGCCGCCCCCGGAGACCUACAGUACUGAGAAGAAGCCGCCGCCGCCCGAGCUGGACAUGGCGAUAAAGUGGUCGAACAUCUAUGAGGACAAUGGUGAUGAUGCCCCCCAGAAUGCUAAGAAAGCCCGGCUUCUGCCCGAAGGGGAGGAGACGGUGGAAUCAGAUGAUGACAAAGAUGAGCGUGCAUCUAAGACGCGAAGAGUGGAGCCAGGAGAAGCAGCCAAGAAGAAGAAGUAGAGGAGUGGGGCCAGAUCCCCAGGGCUGCAGAGCUCUGGGGAUAGAUGUGUCCUUGGGUGGAGGUUGGCUGUUGUGCAUUAUUAUGAGAAAGUAUUUAUGUUAAUGAACUAACAGUAUCGCCUCAAGACUUUCCACUGUAGAAUUCUUUCUUAUUUAAAACCUGUAUGUAUUUACAACUCUAAUGGUGACCUGUGAUUGUGAACUGACAGUACUUGGAAGCAUUCUGGCUAUCACAGAAUUGGUGACAGGCUUUGAGAGUUUUGUCACAUGGACAUGCCAGUGCUCUUUGAACCUUUUAUAAAGGAAUAUAUUUUUAAAGUAAAUAUAUUGUAAUGUACUGUGAACUUGUGGGUGCUUUUCAUUAGUGUCUGUACAGUGUAAAUAGCUGAUCAUGGAAAUAAAAUAACUUACGUCAACAUUGCUAUUAUUGGAUGCCACUAACGAGUAUUUGUGACAGGCAGCCCAUUGGCCCUGUGACUUUUUAAUUCUCAGUAGGGAUUAGCAUGUAGGGAGAGCGUCCCAUGUUUAGGUGCCUUGUACAUACUUCUCUCCAGUGGUCCUGUAAAGUAGACGUCAUACGCUCCGGUUCCAAUGAAGAGAGCUUGAGGCCGCUCUCAGGGCUGCACAGUGAGUGAGUGAAGACUGGCAGAUUCACUCAGGACUCUGCUCCAGAGUCAGAUUAAACUACCUGACUUUUCAUCAGACUUUAUCAAUUCCAAGAAAAUGAUCAUCUCUUCCAUGUCCAUUGCUGUUGUUGUGGAGGUCUCGUCCUGUCCUGAUUAUUCAGCUGCACUUACCAUAUAUGCCUUAGAGUGUGAUGAUUUGUUCAUUUCCUCAUUAAAUAUGCUGGAGAUAAGGCUCUUGACAGCAAAGAAGAGCAUAAGGUAUCACUUAAAGUUGAGUGUGUUGAGUAUAUGUGAUAUAAGAGACACAUUAAAAUUCAUCUGAAUUUUUAAUUUAA
Myodes glareolus (Bank vole) is the source of this 1237-nucleotide messenger RNA. NCBI's taxonomy places the organism in Eukaryota, Metazoa, Chordata, Mammalia, Rodentia, Cricetidae. The record is from RefSeq and is a predicted model, not a curated record.